AUGUACACCCAUCGCCCGUGGACGAUUCGUCAGUACGCCGGCUUCUCGACCGUUGAAGAGUCUAAUGCCUUCUACAAAGAGAACAUUCAAAGCUGGCCAACAAGGACUUUCCGUAGCGUUCGACUUGGCCACGCAUCGAGGCUCUUUGAGGGCAUUCCGCUUGAUAAGAUGAGCGUAUCCAUGACAAUGAAUGGAGCAGUGAUCCCAGUCCUAGCAAUGUACGUCGUUGCUGCAGAAGAGUCGGAAGCAGGUGCUGAUGCAGUCCUGGAGAUGGCUUUCACAAUCGCUGAUGGCAUCCAGUACUGCGAAACGGGAAUCAACGCAGGUCUCACCAUCGAUGCGUUUGCUCCUCGUCUUAGCUUCUUCUGGGGCAUCGGAAUGAACUUCUACAUGGAUCCAUACAACAACAUUAUUCGAACCACUAUCGAAGCUAUGGCCUCAGUGUUUGGUGGAACGCAAUCGCUGCACACCAACUCCUUCGACGAGGCCCUCGGUCUGCCCACGAAAUUCUCGGCUCGAAUUGCUCGAAACACACAGAUCAUCAUCCAAGAAGAGAGCGGUAUUUGCAAGGUCGCAGAUCCUUGGGGAGGAUCAUACAUGAUGGAGUCCCUAACGGAUGAAAUUUUUAUACUAAAGCGAGAAAGGUAUGAGAGUAUUACAAAUUUAUCAGUAGUUGCUACCACCGGCUCUGCUAGGGGCUUUUUCGUAUCUCAGAAGGUCACGGUGAUUGAUGAAAUAAUGGAACUGGGUGGAAUGGCGAAGGCUGUUGCAUCAGGCAUGACCAAGCUAAGGAUUGAGGAAGCAGCUGCCAAGAAGCAGGCUCGUAUCGAUGCUGGAAAAGAUGGAGCAGCUGGAAAGGGUAACCUGUUGGAGCUGGCUAUUGAAGCGUCUCGUGCCAGAUGUACUGUCGGCGAGAUCAGCGACGCCAUGGAAAAGGUUUUCACUCGCUAUGCUGCCGUCAACAAGAUGGUGUCCGGAGCCUACAAAUCGGAAUUCGGUGAAACGGACGAGAUGUCUCCAGGUGAUGCCCAAAGUUGCAUCAUUUCCACUUCCGCACCCAAAUCGGAUUUAGAUAGCAGUUUUCAGGUGAUGGAACGUGUGAAGGCUUUCGCUGCGAAGGAAGGUCGUCAACCGCGUAUCAUGGUGGCCAAGAUGGGUCAAGACGGCCAUGACCGUGGCGCCAAGGUUGUCGCUACCGGAUUCGCAGAUCUUGGAUUUGACGUGGACGUGGGACCGUUGUUCCAAACCCCGGCCGAAGCUGCCCAGCAAGCUGUCGACGCAGACGUUCAUGUGAUCGGAGCAAGCAGUCUGGCUGCCGGACAUCUGACCCUUGUGCCUCAAUUGGUUCAGGAACUCGCCAAGCUGGGAAGAGAAGACAUCGUUGUAGUUGUUGGUGGUGUGAUUCCUCCACAGGACUACGAUGAACUCUACAAGGCCGGCGCCGAUCUCAUUUUCGGGCCUGGAACGAGACUACCAGCUUGCGCAAAUCAGGUUUGA
This is a messenger RNA of Ostertagia ostertagi, 1497 nucleotides long. The record is from the annotation of a GenBank genome assembly. NCBI's taxonomy places the organism in Eukaryota, Metazoa, Nematoda, Chromadorea, Rhabditida, Trichostrongylidae.